GGAUGAACCAAUGCCUGAAAGCUUCGAAGUCCUCGGUCAUUUGUACCGUUUUGCGACGAAGGGGGACGUUUUCUUGCUCAGCAUCGGUGUCCUGGCGGCCGUAACACAUGGAGCGAGCUUUCCUGUGCUGGCAGUCCUAUUCGGCAGAAUGGUAGACAGCUUCUUAGUCGCCUUAAAGGAUUCAGAAAAGCCGAGGACAACAACUGAGGCAGCGGAGCCAUUGCUGGAGACAAUUCCUAACGAGGCAGACAGUAUUUGGACUCAGCUGGGGCUGAGCACUUCUACCGAGGCAAACCAACCCUUAGAUGAGGCCACAGAGACUGUUGUCGACUGUAUGAGCCGGUACUCCAUUUACUUCUUCUUCAUCGGUUUGGCAGUCUUGGGCGCUGCAUUUAUACAGACGAUGUGCUGGGAGCUGGCCUGUGAGCGUCAAGUACAUCGCCUCAGGGAGAAGUUCUUCUCUCAGAUUCUUCGACAGAACAUCGCCUGGCACGAGCUCAAUGAGGAAGGAAGUCUCACCACCAAACUUUCCGAUGAUCUGGAGAGAAUACGAGAGGGGAUUGGCAGCAAGCUCGGCAUGGUGACGCAGUACCUGACCACAUUUGUGGUGGGAAUGGUGGUAGGACUGAUCGUCAAUUGGCAGCUGACCCUGUGUCUGCUUCCGUUCUCCCCAAUUCUAAUCGGCUCCACAGCUUUCAUGGCGAAGUUAGCCACAUGGUCUGCGGCCAGAGAGCAGCUCAAGCACGGAGUUGCAGGCAGCAUAGCCAAGGAGGUCCUCAACUCUGUUAGGACAAUAGCAGCUUUUAAUGGAGAACCUCAUGCAAUUUCCAGAUACGAGGCGGCCCUUGAAGAGAGUAGAAAGGUGGCGAUGGCCACCUACUAUAAGAUUGCCAUGUGCCUUACUAUCGUCAACUUCUGUAAAUACGCCCAGUAUGGUGUAGCGCUCUUCGUCAGCUCUCUGUUCAUACGAGCAGGCUACUGCACACCCGGCAGCGUGUUCAUGGUGUUUCUAAGUGUACUGUCGGGGGCGUUCACGCUGGGGGAUGCGUUCCCAUAUUACACAGCGGUGGGUACGGCACUGGGCGCUGCCUCUACGAUAUUCAGCGUCAUAGAACGAGCCCCUGAGAUCGACUCGGCUAGCAGACACGGACUCAAGCCUCACAACGUGGAGGGGAGAAUUGUGUUCCAUGACGUCAGCUUCAGUUACCCCUCACGAGCCAACAAGCCGGUAAAUUGCUUCAGGGGAUACAACACUUUAUUGGUGUACCAUAAAUGUUACGUCCGCUCCUAA
Molecule: messenger RNA, 1291 nt
Organism: Homalodisca vitripennis (glassy-winged sharpshooter)
Lineage: Eukaryota; Metazoa; Arthropoda; Insecta; Hemiptera; Cicadellidae
Product: ATP-dependent translocase ABCB1-like
Exons: 9
Coding region: 11-1291 (426 amino acids)
Biological process (GO): transmembrane transport
Cellular component (GO): membrane
Molecular function (GO): ATP binding; ABC-type transporter activity
Source: RefSeq, a predicted model, not a curated record